Molecule: messenger RNA, 3345 nt
Organism: Daphnia magna
Lineage: Eukaryota; Metazoa; Arthropoda; Branchiopoda; Diplostraca; Daphniidae
Exons: 13
Coding region: 1116-2669 (517 amino acids)
Source: RefSeq, a predicted model, not a curated record
UUUCCAUUGAAAUUUUCUUCCGUUCCAUUCAUAAUUGGAUUACGAAAUUCCUUCGUUAUCAGUCCUACAUUUUGUUUGAGUGAUCUCUUUCAUCUGUCGUCCGCAUCUGACAAAGUGUUUUUGUUCUUCUUCGACAUGUCUUGGAGGUGUUGUGUUUCUGGUUGUGGUUCCGAAGGAGUACCUUUAUUUGGUAUUCCAAAAUUUAAUGAAAGUUUAAAAACUGCUUUGCAAGAAAAAAAAAAAAGGAACGAAGAAUUGUUUGGCUUCAAAAGCUUAACGUGAAGGAAUGUGACUUAAACAACAACACUCGUGUUUGCUCUCGUCAUUUUGCAUCUGGUAGGCCAUGUAAGAAUUCUUUCAAUAACUCUCACCCAGACUGGGCCCCGUAUAGCGCAGGAUGUCCAAAGAACGUCCAUUUUAAGUCCCCACAUCCCAAUCGUAUCCCAAUACGUAACGGAUUUAAAAUGGACAUCCGUCGGAUUUGUGAUAUGGGGAGAGAAAUCGACAUGGAAAGGUUACAUCCAAUUAACAUCCCACAAAGAAUUUGAAAAAGACUUUAUUGUGGGAUGCAAAGCGUUCAUUGCAAAUAUUAUAUUCUGCUAUAAAUAUUUAUAAGAAAUAUUUUCUUUCUAUAGAUUUUUUAUCUUGUCACUAUUCAGUUUUUGGACUUAGAACAAUUGCAUGCCCUCAUUGGACGAUUCAGUGUGAUUCGAACAUUCGAUAUCGAUCAAUAAUAUUGAUCGAUACUUUAUAUAGUCACUCAUUAAACAAAGGGAAAAUAUUGAUUACAUUUUCAUAAAAAGAUUUUUUUUUUUUAGUUUACUAAAUAACAAUUUUUUAUGUAGAUAAUUCAACUUUUUUCUAUUUUGGAAAAAAUUAAAAAUUAAUACGAAUUUUGGCAACAUGUUUCUGUAUUCGUCGAAAUCCAGACCCGCCAUUACUUGUCGUCUUGUCUUCGAGCGGGAGUGUGGUACAGUCACAUACUAUCUUUAGUGAAAUUUUUUAGACUUUCUGUGUUGAUUUUGAAGUGAAUUUUCUUCAAAUAAGUAACUCUUUUCUCGGAUAAUUACACUGCGAUUUUUUCUACGAUAUUUCAAAGAGUCCAUGAUUUCCUCAUGAUGGCGGGUGACUUUGAUAUAUCUUCUAAUUCAUCGUCGAAUUCUUCAUCUCCAUUUCGUUCCCCUGCAGCAUCAACGUCAUCAUCACGAUCAGUGAUAACCAAAAAACCUAAAUUUGCAAUGGUCGAGGAAAUCACUGAAGAUGUUGAUGAUGUUGACAAGUGGGUGGAAGUUGUAUGUGAGAGUUGGUUUGAUGGUGAAUACUGUUUAUUUCCUCCGAAAAGCAAAGAAAAAUAUAUUACGACUUAUGUAAAAACAUGUCAUCAACCAGACUCAAGUUGGGUCAAAUAUCCUGCAAAAUUAAUCAAAACAUAUGCAUCUUACGAUGAAGCAAGACAAAAACUCAAUAAAGCAGUUAAGGGGGAUGAUCUGUGUACAACCGACGCAGAUGAAAGGAAAAAAACCAGAAAAUCGCGAAUGUCAAAAUUUUCCCGAGAAGAUAAAAAUGAAGAUGAUGACAUGGCAAUCAAUCGUUCAAAGAAAACAUCCUUUAAAAGAAUUCGGCAAUUCCCGGCUAGUGGCAGCGAAGACGAAAUGGCGAAUUCUCCUGUUCCGCCAAAACCACCAGCAAUUGCAUUAGCCAAUACCAAGCUUUCCUCACAAAGCAAUCUACAAUCUCAACGUUCUUGCAUCAAAAGAACAAAAAGUUUGCCAUCAAACAGUAAGAAGCCAACCAGAAAUGAGAAUGUGAGAUGCUUUCCUGAAAAGCAAACAGGUUUGCGAGAUACAACUAGCAAGCCAAAUUACUCGUUUAAAGACGACAGCGACAUACUUUCGUUUUCAGAUCGAACUCAUCAUUUUUCCACCCGAUAUCGUCCUGUAAAUUACGGGUAUUCUGUUCCAGAAUUUGGAGAUGAAGGCGAAUUUCAGUCAAAGGACACUGAUUUGAACCAGUCAAACAGUAAAAAUCCAGCAAACACCAGAAUUAAUCAUGCGAGACAUGGAUCUGAAAAGCAUAGUUUGCAACCUAAUACGUCCAGCAACAGCAUUGACACAAUUGAAGAUGAUGGUAAUAUUUCCAAAAAUAUUCAAUUACCGUUUUCAGGCCAAGCUGUGCAUUUUUCUACUAGACAUCGUCCAGUAAAUUACGGUUACUCUGUUCCAUCAUUAAGCGAUGAAGAAGACUCUACGGACACUUGGACUUCUGCUACGGAACCUGAGAAAGCAAAAACCAAAUCGUUUCAUGAAAGUGACACCAAUCAUUCAGUUACUAAAGCAAAAUUAGCGCUGUCAUCAACAAGUAUGGCAGGGAAGUCAAAUUCAGACAAAGGAAAGAGUUUGUUACCAUCAUCCAAUAAUAAACAGCAAAAAGUGCUUGGUCAGGAUCCCAGUCAGCUGUUUCUCAUCGUUUCCCCAAUGACAAAGUGGCUUGUGAAUCCCAACCCCAUUAUUCCCUUUACGACAAUGACAACGCAUCUCCGAGAUCCGAGCCAUAUCAUUCCCGGUACGACAAUAACAAAGCGUCUGCUGUUUCUCGAUCUCAAAACUCACUCAGAACCGUUAAAUUUCGAAAUAAUGAAACUUCGUCACAACUCUUACAUCGAGGCAUAGUCAAAGCAAACUUUGGAAUCCAGGAUAAUCAGAAGUUAACAAGUGGAUUAUUUGAACGAAUGAAGUGGAUGGAUUUGGCUCUUCAAAAGAAAAUUUUAAAUGAUGAGCCAGAGCCAGAUGGUUUUAAUUUCGAAAUCUUCCCUCUCACUUCAAUGUUGGAAUUUGAAGAAGUGAACGACCAGCUCAAGCCUUUUCAUGCUCGAAAAUCUUUAAAAGAGAAACUUGCAGUAAUUGGAGGAAAAAGUCCUGCAAGUGUAGUGAGGAAAAUCCUAAAAAAGGUUCUGGAUAAGGAGUUCGGCAAGCAAUUUAGCUGGUACGGGCGAAGAGGAAAUUGCAGCUUGGGAUCCUCUCUUCUUGGAAAAAUAAUACUAGAAUCCGCUACUUCUAGUAAGACGUUACCCAUAACAGAAACAGACGCCAUUGACGCAGCAAUGUCUUGGCUUCGCCAUUUAAAGGAUAAGAAGACUAACGCUAAUUGAAACAUCAGCCCUAUCAACCGUGGUUUCCUCGAUCAACCAAGAACAUUACAUUUUAAUUAUUUUAGUUAUGAAUUUAGGCGAUUUCUUUAUUCGUUGUCUUUUCUUUUAAUUAACACAACUAAAUUGCAAUUAGCGGUUUUCGUGUUGAAUUUAUUCUGUUUGUAUUUAUUGUAAGAAAUACAGUUUCUCGGUUUUUA